Molecule: messenger RNA, 2034 nt
Organism: Fundulus heteroclitus (mummichog)
Lineage: Eukaryota; Metazoa; Chordata; Actinopteri; Cyprinodontiformes; Fundulidae
Product: somatostatin receptor type 2
Exons: 1
Coding region: 481-1497 (338 amino acids)
Biological process (GO): neuropeptide signaling pathway; cellular response to glucocorticoid stimulus; regulation of insulin secretion
Cellular component (GO): membrane; neuron projection
Molecular function (GO): neuropeptide binding; somatostatin receptor activity
Source: RefSeq, a predicted model, not a curated record
UGGAGACUGAUGAACAAGAGGGGGGAGGUACAGGGGAGGGUGUCCCACACACGGAGGAGCAGACACACUCCUCACACACAGAGGAGGGAAGAGAUAUAAAGGGGCUCUCGAGGAAAACGAGUGUUCAGGCAAGCGUCCGAGUCUUCUCCACCCUGCUUCUGAGAGUGUUUGGGGAAGAAAGUCACCUUGCUAUCAGGCAGAAUACUUUUUUCUUGUCAGAGAAUCAAAGGAAGUGUGACAGGCUGGACACUAAGAAGAGAUGAGUUAAGGGACCAGAACUUUUUUUUUGAUUUUCAGAUUUUUCACUUCAGUUGUUUACUUAUCACCCUCUGAGAACUUUUUUUUCCAUCCAAGAAGAAAAUCUGCUGGAAGAAAACUUUGGUGUGUGUCCCUUCCUCCUGAAGUCCAGCUGUCACUGAAUGUUCAUCUCUUAUUCAUGUUCUUUCCUUUGCCAGUCUCUAAACAAGGAACUGAAUCAGAAUGGAAGCAUCUAUUCCUUUGAACGUGGAAAACAAUCAGUCCCUUUCCUUUGAGCACUUUGACUUUGAGAAAAACAUCGAUGGCUUUGGCAUCACCAUGGCUUUUCUCUACCUCGCGGUCUGCGUCGUGGGACUGGCCGGGAACUCCCUCGUCAUAAUAGCCAUUUUGAAACUGGACAAGAUGUCAUCGUCCACAACAGUGUAUGUUUUCAACCUGGCCUUGGCCGAUGGACUAUUCAUGGUCGGCCUCCCCUUUAUUGCAAGCCAGAACUUCAAGGACCAGUGGGUGUUUGGGAACACAGCAUGCAAAGUCAUCAUGGUCCUGGACGGGAUCAACCAGUUCACCAGUGUGUUCUGCCUCGCAGCGAUGAGCGUCGACCGCUACGUGGCACUCGCCAGACCUCUUCAAUUCGCCCGUUGGAGAACCCCGAGCUGUGCCAAGGUCGUCUCCGCAUUCCUGUGGUUCUUCUCCCUCCUCACCAUUCUCCCGAUGGCUUUGCAUUUCUCCGCCGAUCACGGCUUUUGCAGUCCAGACUUUGCCACGGAGUCCUGGUUUGUCGGCAUCCUCUUUUACACCUUCGUCAUGGGUUUCGCCUUACCCUUUACGUUAAUGACGGUCUUUUACGCAGCCAUGUUGAUCUCCCUGAGGUCCCAGCGGCGCCGCUCCCCGGUGCCGAGCCGGGAGGGCCGCAGAUUCGAGCAGCAGAUGACCAAAAUGGUCGUGGCUGUGGUGGUGGUGUUCGGCAUGUGUUGGCUUCCAUUCUACACCCUCAACUUCCUCUCUUUGUAUCAGCACUCCUUCUUUAAUUUCGGAAGAGCUUUUGAAUUCGUGGUCUUGCUGUCGUAUUCGUGGAGCUGUGCCAAUCCCAUCCUCUACGCCUGUUUCUCCGACACCUUUAGGAAGCACUUCCGCACCCUGCUGUGCCUCGGGGCCAAAUCCUGUCCUAGCUCAAAGUAUAGUAUGGAGCAGAGCGACCUAAAUGACACAGGUGUACAGGAUGUCACUCUUCUGGCCUGAGAACCGAACACUGAUACUCGGCACGAUACUUGUGAACCUCUGUGUAUAAAUAUAGUUGCAUGAUUGCCUUUAAUAGAAAGAGUUGUGAAUCAUAACUAAUGUAGCUUGUUUUUGCUUAUGUUACGCUUCAUGCAUGAAAAGCACAUACUCUUCACCAUAGAGUGAAGUUGUACAUAAUUUUGGAGUUUACUGUGUAAUGAUCUCAUUAACUAUCUUCUGUUUUGUUUUUUUGUAUUUUGUCUGCAUUUUCACAAGCAAUGAGUUAUUUUUUUUAUCUCAGUUUGGAAAUAAAGUGUUUGAUCAAAUGUCUGUGGAUCACUGUUCUGUACCGUUUGUGAAUAUUGCUACUGAUCAGAGGCAUGUUCUAAUUUCAUUAGUUGUUAAAAUAAACCAAUGUCUUCUGAAGAUUUUCUUUCCUGUGGAAGACAAAGUAAAAUAGCUUACCAAGCGACCGAAUUCUAUCAUGUUUUAAUCAUUUUAAUCGGCAUUCUAUGUAUUUGAAUAUCAUGCUUUGGUAAAGUAAACAUGUGCCUCCUC